Molecule: messenger RNA, 1389 nt
Organism: Saccharomycodes ludwigii
Lineage: Eukaryota; Fungi; Ascomycota; Saccharomycetes; Saccharomycodales; Saccharomycodaceae
Gene: NOP53
Product: Nop53p
Exons: 1
Coding region: 1-1389 (462 amino acids)
Biological process (GO): ribosomal large subunit assembly; rRNA processing
Cellular component (GO): nucleolus
Molecular function (GO): 5S rRNA binding
Source: RefSeq, a predicted model, not a curated record
AUGUCACGCCCAAGUACAUAUAAACAAAAAUCUAAAAAGGGUAAAAAAGCCUGGAGAAAGAAUAUUGACAUAGACGAAAUUGAAGAGGGCUUAAAAAAGGCAGCUGAUUCUCAAAUUUUACAUGGUAAAUCUAAUAUCGAAGACUUAGAAGAUGAUAAACUUUUCACUGUCGAUAUCGAAGGAGAUCUGGAAUUAAAAAAAAAAUUGAUUAAAAGAAAACAAAUUAAAAAAAAUAUUAAAUCAACUGAAAUUUUAGAGUCUAUUAAAACCACAUCCAAGGUAGAAGCAUUAACACAUCCAAAGAAAGUAAACAAUAAAAAAACUGUCCAAGGUGUUUCCAAAAAAAGACUUCAGAAAUUAUUAGAAAUUUCAGGUAAGAAAAGUGUUUCUACUCUAGACAAACUUUCUGCUAUUUUAGAAAGAGAUGGCUUAAUAAAAACUAAUCAUAAAAAUAGCACUGACUUAUGGGAUGAUCACAACGAUGACCAAAAUUUACCCAAUCCUUCACCCAGUUAUCUUAAAUUAAAAAAGUCUGCUGAAAAAAAUUUACCACAGGAAUUAUUAAGAAAAAGUACUUCUAGCUGGUCUACUGCCACUGUUGCUCCUAAUACCCUAAAAAUCGGGCCCUCAAAAGUUAAAGAAUAUGAAGACAUACCUCAUGCUGGGAAAUCCUACAAUCCACACGAAAAAGAUUGGAAACUUUUAUUAGAUAAGGAAUAUACUUCUGAAAAGAAGAGAGAAGAUAUUAGAAUUGCCAUGGAACAAUAUAAAUGUAAAAUAAAACAUUUGAUGGAAACUUUACAAGAUGCAGAGGAAGAAGAUGAUGAAGAAUCAGAUAACGAGGAGGAAGAGGAGAAAGAAGGAGAAAAUACUGAAAACAAUGCCGAGAAUAUCACUAGACUAUCUGUUAAUGAACCCGUUAAAAAUAAGAAAAAAACUAAAUAUCAAAGAAAUAAACAAAGGAAACAUAAAGAAAGAAUUAGACUUCAAAAUGAAUUGAAAGCAUUGAAAAAAGCGUUAAAGGAAUAUGAAAUUUUGGAUAAUUUGGAAAAGGGAAAAGAACAGAAUAAUAACAAUGGUGAUGAUGUCACUACUGACAAUAAUGAUACUACUACUAAGAAUAAUACUAAUAGUCAUACUUCAUCAAAGGUAGAAAAAAAACACAAGCUUGGUUCCAAGCAUACUGUUUUAGAUGAAACUUUAGAGGUUAAAUUUAAAGACGAAUUAAAUGGUUCUUUACGUAAAUUAAGGCCAGAGGGUAACCUAUUAUAUGAUAAUUUACGUAAAUUACAAAGCAGUGGUAAAAUUGAAGCCAGAAAACCUAUCAAAAAGGGUAGAAAAUAUAAGCCUAAAAUUACCGCUAAAUGGACUCAUAAAGAUUUUACUUAG